AUGGAGAUUUACUAUUCAUUCAAAGUCGCAACCUUUAUUUCGGAUCGGAAUCUUCAAACCCUAAAGAGAGUGCAAAAACUUUCUAGGCCACAAUUACACAUCCGUCCCCACCAUCAGCUGGAUUCAUUUCCCCUCGGGCCCACGACCCAUACUUUGGGGGAUUAUCUUUUCAAUAAAGAAGCAGGUCGAGAUAUGGGUGCCCAAACGAAGCCCAAAGGGAAGUCUAAGAAAGCUUGUGCCAAGACCCAAAGAGCAGCCUCAAGUAGUCCGUCGUUCACAGAAGCCCAAACCCAAUUUUCAAACCCAUGUCCAUCCAAGUAUCCCAUCAACAGACCCAACCCACAAGACCUAAACUACGAGUCAUGA
Messenger RNA from Dovyalis caffra, 366 nucleotides. Lineage: Eukaryota; Viridiplantae; Streptophyta; Magnoliopsida; Malpighiales; Salicaceae. The record is from the annotation of a GenBank genome assembly.